Cladophialophora yegresii CBS 114405 is the source of this 567-nucleotide messenger RNA. RefSeq lists its product as uncharacterized. The transcript has a single exon. The record is from RefSeq and is a predicted model, not a curated record. NCBI's taxonomy places the organism in Eukaryota, Fungi, Ascomycota, Eurotiomycetes, Chaetothyriales, Herpotrichiellaceae. The coding region runs from base 1 to 567 and encodes 188 amino acids.
AUGGCCAACAUCCCUCUUCCGUACAAGAUCUUCUUUCUCUGGAUUGAACCAGUCGCAACUCUAGCCGGUGCAUAUUAUGCCUGGUUUGAACCGUCGACAUACCUUGAAGACACUCAUCUUCCGUCAGCGCCUGGGAUACUCGGUUUGCCGAUAAGCACGCACGUCGUGCUGCGCCAACUCGGCAAUUUGUACCUCGCAUUCGCACUUAACGAGGCAUUGGUCUUGCGCGCCACAAACGACCUAAAAGUCUGGCGCGCACUGCUACUCGGCCUGCUGAUUGCGGACUUUGGGCAUUUGUACAGCUGUUAUCCGCUGGGCCUGAAAAUGUAUUACGACCUGGCCAAUUGGAACGCCAUCGCAUAUGGCAACUACUUGUUCGUCUACUGCGGCGCUGCUACUAGGAUCUGCUUUUUGCUGGGCGUGGGCAUGGGCGGUCCCAAAAGUGCUAAGAGCAAGGUCAAGAAAUCAGUCAGGUUGGCGCUCGAGGAAGCUCCUCCUGUUACGCCACAGCAAAUGAACAAGUCCCCUGCACAGAGCACGCGAAGGAAGAAGAACAGGUCCUCGUAG